AUGACGAAAGACUGGGAGUUGGUGCAGGAUGAGAUCAAGGAGCUUUCUUUCGUCCAAAAGAAGCCUCUGGAAGAGGUCAAGGAGCUAAUGGAACGCAAACACAAAUUUCGGGCUUCGACACGAGCAUAUCGGAUGAGGUUGAAAGAGUGGGGUAUCAUGAGGCACAAACCGCGAAGAGCCACGAAGUCGCGUCACAAAGCGAGGCUAUCCAGCGAGCAGAGUUCCGAUGGCAACGCUGGGAACGACAACGAGUCAAGCGAUUCCGCUGAACCCAUUUCAAUCGACUCGACUUCCAGAGAGCAUUGUACAAAGACGGGUGGUUGGCAGGUUGUAGCUAGUUUACCCACUCUUAUCGCCGAUGAAGCCGGGACGGUCGCAGAGCCAACUUUUCUGGGUCUAUUGAAUCAGCCACAAGAUCUCCGGCCAUCCUUCGAAGAGACAUCGUCGCAAGAUUCCAGGCAGGCCUUCGACAUAGUACUAGACAUGGUCGGUGCAGUCCUAGACGGCGAUUUGCAGAAGUUGGAAAAGCUUAUUGUCGACAAUGUCGAUCACAUCAACCAUCCCAUUGGUCUGCCUUUCGAUGAAGCAGGCGCACGAUUCGUUGGCCACCCUGCUCUGAGCGAGAUGGUUAUCUUGCAGCAUCCAAAUCAGACCGUAUUCGAUAUUGCGUGCGGUAUGCCUUGCGGACCGAUCAUCUGGGUCUUACUUGCUUACGGCGCAAAAGGUUCCAAACAUCCACUUGGAACAGACUUGGCCUUACAUAAUGCCAUCAAAAACGGGCGCACUUACACUGUUCAAGCACUGCUCCAACCUGGUCGUUCAGAGGUCAAUGGACUUCCAGGUUCAAGCUGGACUCCUCUACGUCAAGCAGUCUUCUGGAAUGUCCCUGACAUCGUGCGCAUCCUUCUCAACCGAGGUGCCAGCGUCGAAGAUGCUGAUCCAUCGCCUGAGAAGCCUGGUGUUCACACAGCAUUGCAACUAUGCCUAUUACAUCGAAUGAAGAUCUACACAGACCCUGCGGCACGCAAGAACUGCCACACGCUUUUGGAACUGCUUCUUAAUGCUGGGGCAAAUGUUCACCGCAAGCCUCCAGAGCUUGUUGCCCAGUCAAACUUUGGCAUGUUCAUCAUGGCAUUGCAGAAUCGCCCUUAUUGGGCUGCCGAGCUUUCUUCAGACGAGCUUGAAUGUCUCCGGCUGUUUGUUUGCAAGGGUGCUAGCUUCCCUCCGUUUUUGGGAGGUUAUCCUUGCAAGUCUCUGUGUCGGGACAAGUUUGAGCACCAAGCGCUGUGGCAUUCGACUCCAACUUUUGCGCGGUGGCUCAUUGACACCUUUGUACCUACGCCGACGAACGACGGUACCUCGCUCCUAUCUGAGGUUCUCGGCUGCUGUCCAGACGCAAAACGACAUCCCGCCGACACGCUACGCGAUGUUGAAGUGCUUCUUGGGAAGGGCGUCGAUCCGAACAGCACAGCUCAUGACGCCCUAAGUCCUUUGGGGAAGUGCAUUGCGGACUGCCCAGCUGUUGAUAUCGUCCCGCGUCUCCGAAUGCUUGUCAAUGGCGGCGCCGACCCAGAAUGCGAAGAUGCGGACGGUGUUCAGCCAUACGUCCGAGCGGCGGAAUUCUUUGAAGAGCCGCUUCGUACCGAGGUCAUGUCAGUGUUGGUUGCUAAGAUCCCAGGUAGAUAUGUAAGGCGCGUCAACGAUGCCUCCCACACAUGGGCUGCAGGCCUUUUCCCCAUCUCCGAGACGCAGACUUAUGAUCAAGUCAUGGCGUGCACGCGUCAAACGGGCGAGUUCAUGCUCAACAUGCGUAACAUGGUACCAGAACAUGUUCAGAGCAUCUUUCAAAGAGCCUAUUUCACCGUCAUCAGCGAGUACUUCUUGAAUACAAUGACCAGAGUCGCAAAGACGAAGAUGCUAAGCUCGCAAGAGAAGGAUGAAAUCGUCUGGAUUGUUUCUAUGCGAGAUGGCGUCGAUUUACCCAAGUACAGCUUCGACCAGAAACUCGUCAUUGCGCUGCUGGACCCACAACCACUGCCAAGUAUGAUGCUUGCACGAGAUGAUGAUGUUCUUCCAGAGGAUCCGAUGCAAUGCGAUACGGUCGAUGUUGCUGCGGCUUCUCCAGCGUCUAGUCUCCACAAUGGCUCGAUGACUUCUUCGUAG
This is a messenger RNA of Alternaria infectoria, 2163 nucleotides long. RefSeq lists its product as uncharacterized. The transcript is spliced from 4 exons. Bases 1 to 2163 code for a protein of 720 amino acids. The record is from RefSeq and is a predicted model, not a curated record. Lineage: Eukaryota; Fungi; Ascomycota; Dothideomycetes; Pleosporales; Pleosporaceae. Gene Ontology annotation, molecular function: protein binding.